Messenger RNA from Aspergillus steynii IBT 23096, 420 nucleotides. RefSeq lists its product as uncharacterized. The transcript is spliced from 2 exons. Bases 1 to 420 code for a protein of 139 amino acids. The record is from RefSeq and is a predicted model, not a curated record. NCBI's taxonomy places the organism in Eukaryota, Fungi, Ascomycota, Eurotiomycetes, Eurotiales, Aspergillaceae.
AUGUGUGGACCCUCCCGACCCAGUUCCGGCAACCGCAUUGCCAUCAUGUUCCCUUCAUCAUCAGAGGGCGCUAUUCCUCUGGCCCCGUACUCGCUUUUCUUCAAGGACAUCGAGUCCGGGACGUCAGCUGUCUUCCGGAUCAAAGAUUCGUCAAUGCUUGAUCUAUUCCGUGGAUCAAAAGGGGUGGAUUUGAGAAUCGAAAAACACGGCGAUCUCACGUCCCAAUCAAGCACAAUGCCUCCCCUACAUCAAUUCUUCGUGAGCCCGGAUCUGGAGGUAGACCAAACCGGUACAGAUUUCGAGGUGCAGUUGCCGGAAAGACUAGACCUGGACGUGUCGGAUGUCGGGAUUGUCGGGAGGAAGGUCUCAGUAUCGGUUGGGGGACAGGGGAUGGGGAUGGGGAUUGUGGGGUUUGAUUAG